CAAAACCCACAACAACAAUGACAAUGGUUAAUUUACAUGGAUGGCGCUAUGGCAUGUUUGUCGGGUGUCUGGUGGGAUUCAUUAGUGCCACUGUCUAUCCCAUCAUCAUUUACCCGAUGAUGAACAUCGACACUUACAAGAAAAUUCAGGCAGAAAACAGAAAGAACAUUAAACAGGAGGAGAUUCAACCAGGAAAUAUGAAAGUUUGGAGUGACCCAUUUGGACGAAAAUCGUAGUUUUUCUGUAUCUUAAUUAAUUUUGUUCAUAAAUAUCAACAAAUUUGUAAUGUAAAUUAAAUAAAUUUAUGGUCAUUUA
Molecule: messenger RNA, 315 nt
Organism: Cherax quadricarinatus
Lineage: Eukaryota; Metazoa; Arthropoda; Malacostraca; Decapoda; Parastacidae
Source: RefSeq, a predicted model, not a curated record